GGAGACAGCAGGGCUCCGUUAUGGUUGGACAGAUGGUAGCUGUAAGAUUUUACUCACGUUUUUCUACUGCUUUGUUCUUGCUGCUGGUGGUCACUAUUACCCAUUGCUCGGUAUUGAAAUGUAAAGAAAAUGAAUAUCCCUUUGGUGGAAGAUGCUGCAAAGACUGUGCUCCUGGUGAAAGAAUGAGAUACCGCUGCACCGCAACAACAGAAACGGUCUGUGCCCCCUGUCAAGAUGAAUACUUUAGUACUGAGCACAACCACAGCUUCUGCAAGAGUUGUACAGUCUGUGACAUUAAGAAAGGGAGCAUGGAGGUGAAGAAGUGCGAGAAGACCUCUGACAGAACUUGUGUGUGUAUUGCAGGUUACAUGCCAGAUUCCAAACAUACACUGGGAAGUGUGUGCUUACCAUGUCGUGAAGGGUUUUAUUCUUUAGGGGGGAAUGAAAGCUGUCGACCUUGGACCAACUGUAGUGUUCUUGGAGAAAAGACUCUUCGAACAGGGACGAAAACAGAGGAUGCUGUUUGCAGCAGCCAGGUGACUCGGCCAGCAACCUCUUGGAGUGUAACAUCUGCUUUGCAACUUUCCACCACCCACCGCAGGAAUAACAUGUCAACUGCAAUGCUCUCCCCAUCCAAGCCCAGUGUCGUUCCUCUUAUUAUUUGCUCGGAUAAGAACAGCCCCACAGAAACUAAUUGGGGUCCUUUAUUGCUUAUCCUUAUUUGUCUGAUAUUGCUCAUGGUGUCUGGAAUUUCCAUCCUCCUGUUGAUUAUCCAAGCAGCCAAAAAGGAGACUAAGAGGAGGCCUUGUAGGAACAACCAUCAGGAAGGAAGGAGCUUUCGAAUUCCUAUCCAGGAAGAACAAAUCGACUCCAAUUCCAGUCUCAUCAAAAACUGACUCCACAUUACAUUAGUGUUUCCUGCAUUUCUGAGCCCAUCAAUUGUUACAAGUAACAUGACAGAGUAUUCUGUGGCUAUAUAUGUGGGUGUGUGCAACUGUUUAAUUGCACUUCUGUUGCUUUGGGUCUCCUUGAUCAACCCUUAGGCAUCAAGACCCUUGGGAGUAGCUGUUCUGAUGUAAUCACGUGAUUCUUUCUCUCUUAGGUGGGUCCUGUGCGCAACAUCCCUGUUGCCAGGCCCCAAGUAGGUAACAGCCCUCUGGGCAUCUCUAACCAAUUCUGUGUAUAGUGAUAGGCAAUUAUCUUUGGACUGAAGAAAUUGUUUACAAAGCUGUAAGAGCUAAUCACUCAGGAGGUGAAGAAUGGGGUGGGGAAGAGGGAAGAGCUGCUUUAUAACUCAGUUUACUACUUGUCCUACAAUUCUAGGCUGCCAGGGAGGGUAUGUCUCUCUUCUCUCGGUGCAGCCUUCUCCAGUAUUUCAGUCUAGUUUUUCAAAUGAACUUUCUUCCCUUUAGGUAGAGAAUUCUCCUCAUGAACCUAGCUAGCUUCCUUUGCACUUUUAUAUUUUCAUCUUCUUCUCUUCUCAGUCAAGACGAGUUGCAUAUGUUGGCUGUGCCUGCAGAGACAGAAUUGCUAUAGCUAGCAGUUUUGGUGCUGACGCUGCUAGCUCUUAGCUACCAAUUUGAGAGGUGGCUAUUGGGUGCUACUUCUCUUUUCUGCCUUUCUCUAAACUGAGGCCUUCAGAAAAUAUCAUGUUAACAUACUGAGCAGUGUCCCUAUAGUUUGGCCAACAAAUGGAAUUACUCAUGAUCGCAGGGCAGCUCCAGAUCUCCCAAGUGUUUGUAUGUGAAGCGUGCGGAAGGUAGAACCUGUGUACUCACUACUAAAAAGCCAAGGGAAUGAUAAUUUCUGAUUAGAACCUUUAGGGACACUGUAGUUUAAAAAAGAGGAAAGGUAAAGUAUAAUUUGUCUGUCUUGCAAACCUUAUUGCUUGUCAUGUGUAACUAAUGUUUUUUCCACAAGCUCUGCACAAGCAACAUGCUCUUGUGUUUCCUCUUGGUGAACAUCCUGUUGUGGUGAAUGCCCUGGUGUGCCCAUCCUCAGCAAGGGUGAGCCUGCAUCAGUCAAACUUGGACUUCUCCAGAGUAAAAUAGUUUAGCUUAAACCACUUCUGUGGGACUUUAUUGCUUGCUUGGAAGUAAUACUAUGAAUGUAGGGGAACUCACAAAUGAGUUUGGAUCUAAACAGUACUCUGGAUUUGGACAAAACUUUUAUACCUUUUGUUUAGGUUUAGGAGCAUAUACUUGGUCAUUUAGAGUUUUUUCUGCUGAUGAAUGAUAACUUUGUGAUGGUAUGAAAAGGUCCUUUGGAAGUGAUUCAGAAAAGAGUAACUCCCUAGGUGGUCUCUUUUGAUAAGAGACCAUAGCUGGACUUAAAAUAACACAGGGCUGAGCCUCUAGAACUUUGAGGGCUGCAUUUUAGCAAAGACAUGCAGAGAUUAUCUCACAGGAGGUAGACACCCAAACUAUGCUGUCACGAUUCAUAUGGAUGCUCACCUUCUGCAUGCUGUCAGGGAAACCUGCACUUAGAACUGGAGAAGUAUUCUUGGUCUGGUCUGUGUGCAUUUAAAAUACACCUGGAUGUGAGCCUACAUAUGUAUGAAAGCUAAGUUUUCCUUCAGUAACUUUUUCACAGGUCAAUCAGUUUGUAGUUUUAGAGAGCAUGCAAAUUUUAGAUAGCAAUUUCAAAAAUCUGAAGUGCAUGAGAGAGACCUGAAACGUUAUUGCAAAUAGUUUUGGAUGGAAUUUAAAAUAGCUCAGUGUAGAAAGUUCAAGAAGCAGACAUGAAAAUUAUUAUGGAAUUCAGAAAUGUUUUUCACUUUAAAUAUAACUCUGUGGUAGAUAACUUAGCAGAGAUGUAUGUAUUUUGUAUGCAUAAUACCAAAGCAUAUGUGAAGAUAUGCAUCAGGAGAUGUAUUCAAGAAUACAACUGGUGUCUAGAAACAUGUUUUUAAACAUAUGUUUUGUUAUAUGUUAUACAUAUGAUGUAUUUAACAGUGUUUUUCUAUACUGAAGUGUAUAUACAAUGUAU
This is a messenger RNA of Struthio camelus australis, 2988 nucleotides long. RefSeq names its product TNF receptor superfamily member 4 (gene TNFRSF4). Gene Ontology annotation, molecular function: tumor necrosis factor receptor activity; protein binding. The record is from RefSeq and is a predicted model, not a curated record. Lineage: Eukaryota; Metazoa; Chordata; Aves; Struthioniformes; Struthionidae. Gene Ontology annotation, biological process: inflammatory response.